Messenger RNA from Vespula pensylvanica (western yellowjacket), 1545 nucleotides. RefSeq names its product malate dehydrogenase, cytoplasmic (gene Mdh1). Bases 235 to 1230 code for a protein of 331 amino acids. Gene Ontology annotation, cellular component: cytosol; mitochondrion. Lineage: Eukaryota; Metazoa; Arthropoda; Insecta; Hymenoptera; Vespidae. The transcript has 5 exons. Gene Ontology annotation, biological process: oxaloacetate metabolic process; tricarboxylic acid cycle; malate metabolic process. Gene Ontology annotation, molecular function: L-malate dehydrogenase (NAD+) activity. The record is from RefSeq and is a predicted model, not a curated record.
UUUGUAUAAACAGCAUAUCUGAUAAGAAUAAUCUAUUUUUAUAAAUUUUAGCAAAAUAUAUGGAGUAUAUACAUUUUAUAUGAAACAUCAGAUUGUACUAUUUAUAGCAAUAUACAAGAAAUCUACGUUGUUAUUGGCCGGAUAGAAAUAAUUGAACUCCAGUGUCCUUGUUAAAUUUACUAUCCAGUGCAUUAUUGGAGUGAUUGAACGUCAUUGUUUGAUCAAACAUACGAGAUGGAGCCGAUAAAUGUUGUUGUAACUGGGGCUGCCGGCCAAAUUGCUUAUUCUUUAUUAUAUCACAUUUCAUCGGGAUCAAUAUUUGGUCCAGAACAACCAGUUAAUCUUAAAUUAUUGGAUAUACCACCCAUGAUGAAAGUUUUAGAUGGAGUAAUUAUGGAACUUCAGGAUUUGGCACUUCCUCUUAUUAGAGAAAUUGUACCAACAACUGACCCAGUUGUAGCUUUCAAUGACGUAGCUGCUGCUUUCUUAGUUGGCUCCAUGCCACGUAAAGAAGGAAUGGAACGCAAAGAUCUUUUAGCUGCCAAUGUUGAGAUUUUCAAGGUACAAGGUGAAGCUCUAAAUAAGUAUGCACGUAAAGAUGUAAAAGUGUUGGUCGUUGGAAAUCCAGCUAAUACAAAUGCUCUUAUAUGUGCACAUUAUGCAACAUCUAUUCCAAAAGAAAAUUUCUCAGCUAUGACUAGAUUAGAUCAAAAUCGAGCAAAAGCUGCUUUAGCAAUUCGAUUAGGAGUUCAGGUUGAUAAAGUAAAAAAUGUUAUUAUUUGGGGCAAUCAUAGCUCAACUCAAUAUCCUGAUGCGACGCAUGCUACUGUAGAUUUCGGGGAGUCUACUAAAAGUGUACCAUCUGUAAUAAAUGAUAACGAUUGGUUAGAUACUACUUUUGUAGAAACAAUCCAAAAACGUGGAGCUGCUGUAAUUGCAGCAAGAAAAAUGUCAUCUGCUAUGUCAGCAGCUAAAGCUGCAGCAGAUCAUAUGAAAGAUUGGUGGGUAGGAACCAAACCAGGUGAAUGGGUGAGCAUGGGUGUUGUUUCUGAUGGAAGCUAUGGUAUAGCAAAGAACCUUGUUUUCUCUUUUCCUGUUACCAUAAAAGAUAAACAAUACAAGAUUGUCCAAGGACUUCCAAUGAGUGAAUUUGCUCAAUAUAAACUAAAAAUCACAGCCCGGGAAUUGGAAGAUGAGUACAAAGAAGCAAAUAAUAUCCUUCAGAAUUGACUAGAAUCUGCAGAAGAUUACACUUUGGAAAAGAAACAGUCUAUACCAGCCAAGUUAUAAGAAAUAUCUAAUUUGUUGUACAUAGAUAAUAUAUAAGGAGAUAUGGGAAUAAUUGUUUCUUAUUGUUAAAGAAUGAUAAUUUACCAUUGAGGGAAUUAAUAUUACAAAUAUCAGUAAAAAAUUUGAACAAAAGUUCAAAUUCGAUUUGAUAAUCGUUGUUUUAAAUAUCGUUUUACAUUUAUAGAUAAACUUUUUCUAUGUAAUGUAAGCCAUCAGAUUUAAUCGAGCAUAAUAAAAUUAGAAUAUUGAAAAAUC